Molecule: messenger RNA, 1276 nt
Organism: Hydra vulgaris (swiftwater hydra)
Lineage: Eukaryota; Metazoa; Cnidaria; Hydrozoa; Anthoathecata; Hydridae
Source: RefSeq, a predicted model, not a curated record
CAAAAAUACUAACUGCGAAUAAAGUCUACUACUAAAUUUGUAUUAAAUAUUUGUAAAAGUAUGCCUGGUUGUGCUGCAGUAGGCUGCCAUAACAGGCCUGAGAAAGGAUUUAUUAUGAAAUGCUUCCCAAGAAAUGAAAAACAACGGGCGAUUUGGACUUCUAAAGUUAAACGACUUAACUGGAUACCUACAAACACAAGCUUUUUAUGUAAAGUACACUUUGAUGCUAAUCAAUGGGAAAAAACCAGAGAAGAUGGAUCAAGAAAACUCAAACAUAAUGCAAUUCCUACUGUCUUUAAACAUGUUAGAGCAAAACAUAAGCGAAAAAUUCCACUCGAGCGUUUUCCAAUACCAAAAAAAAGAAAAUAAGUUGUAUAGAAAGUGGAGAAGUUGUGGAAAAUAUUUUAAUUGAAGUAAAUAACAAUAUAGUAUUUAAAUCACUUUGCACAACUGAGGUUGAUAAAAGUUUACUUAUACAAGAUUUAAAUGCGAAAUUGGAGAUUAGAAAAAAAAGUCAUUAGUCAAAAAAAAAUAAAUUAACAUUUUAAAAUCGAAAGCAAGAAUAAAUACUAUUCAAAAAUAUAAUCAUAUAAAGAGAGAUAAAUUUAGAGUUUUGAAAACAAUAUUUAAAGAAGAUCAAAUUUUAUCCUUAAGUAGAAAAAAUAUGAAAUUCAUUAAAUGGUCAAAUGAUACCAUAAAUGAAGCGUUAGAACUCAAAUUUACAUGUGGUCAAAGUGGUUAUGAAAAUUUACUUCGUUUAAACUUACCAUACCCAUCAUUACCUACCCUACAACGAAGAUUAGAAAAUCUAAAAUUUCAAAGUAGCAUUCUAACAGAAGUCUUUGAGUUUAUGAAAACUAAGGUGAAUGCCAUGAAAAUCCAUGAAAAAGAAUGUGUUUUAAUUCUUGAUGAAAUGUCAAUAACUGAAAGUGACUAUGACACAUCUACAAGCUAUUACUAUGGAGUUGUUACAUUACCUGAACAUUAUGGCCAAGCUAACCAUGCUUUAGUUUUUAUGCUUGGAGGAAUAUCUACAAGAUGGAAACAAACUGUUGCAUAUUAUUAUACUGGAAAUUCUGUUAAUGGGGGUGUUUUAAAAAACAUUGUCUUAUCUAUAAUAAAGUAUACUGAAGAAAUAGGAUUAAAAGUUAAUAGUGUUACUUCUUAUAUGGGUGCCAUUAACCUGGCAAUGUGGAAAUCUUUUAAUAUUAGCUGUACUAAAAGUGGCAGUAUUUCUAGUUCAAUUAAACACCCAUGUGACCCUACUGAUUUUUGA